AACAGCCUCUUACUUUUUGGUGGAUCUCCCAUGUCUCCCAUAUCUGUAAGAGGGAGUAAUGUCCACAGUGAAAUGGUGGUUGUACAGUUGGUCAACAACCCACAGAGAGGAUGCUGGAGCUGUGGCUAAGUGGGAAACAGUGGCCCUUGGGGUUGCCAAAGCUGAAAGGGCCGCUGCCGGGCUGCGCCGCGCCCUCGCAGAUCCGGGAGUCCAAUUUAAGCCGGCGGAGUUGGCGGAGCGGAGGCGCUGCGGCGGCGGCGGACUCGGCGCGGCUCGGGCACCUCUCUUCCUUAUCUCUUACUCAAACUUCUCUGCUCCAACUCAGCUCCAUCGCCAUUGGUCUGACGCUACGCGCGGGGACGUCAGGCGAGCGCCGCGCCCAUUGGCUGCGGGGCGCGGGGCGCAGCUGUUCUGAUUAUCAUAUUUCAGCCUCGCCGCAGCCGUGCGCCACUGACCGCUCGGCGAGCCCGCGGGAGAGGAUUAGGGAUCCCGAGGCAACUUACUCCGGGCUCAGGCCGUUCUCCCCCGAUGCUCGGGCUGCCGGGCUGUUCUGGCUCUGGCCUCCCUCUCCUCCUCCUCCUCUUCUUCCUUCUGCCCCCUCCCGCGUUCCUUCCCGGCCGCGUCGCUUGCGCCCUCGCCUCCCGCAGCGCUGCUCCUCCGCCCUGAGCUCCUGGGGUCCCCGCAGUCUGGCUGGCCGCGUUGCGCGCGGGGCCCACUUUCUGCCGCCGGUGGCGAGUGGCUGAACUCCUAAAUGACCAGGAACAGACGAUUUUUAACCCGAGUUCUGGGGCGUGGAGCCCAGGUUGGUGCUAGUGAGCGCAGCGUGCUAACCCAAGUGGUUCUGGCCCAAGGAUGCGCUGACCCGUACAUUUGGCAAAGCCUCAUUAAAUGUAUCAGAUUCUCGCGGAAGUGGUUGCAGUCCCGAGAGGUGAAACCACUGUCUCCCAAGUCCUGAGCGGUUCAGCUGAAAUCUACAUUCGCGUUGAAUCUAGCAAAACACCCACGGGUCCGCCCAAUAUCUUGGGGAAACCCAUAACAAGUUACCUCCGUCUAGUUGAUCAUUCUGAAAGGAUGGACAGCCUUUCCCCCACUGCAGUCCUCUCCAACGGGCAACUCUGAAUUUAGCUUUAGCACCAAAGGGUUGAUUUCCCCCACCCGCUGGAGGUUUACUGAGGACGAGCGGGGGAGGGGAGGCGAAGGUACCUUGGAGGAGGUCAAGUGGGGGAGGAGGAGGAGCAGCAGAAAAUUACCAGCCAAGCAGGGGAGGGAGUUGGAAGCCCGGAAAUCUACCAAGGUGCCUCAAGUAACCUUCCUUUAAGUCUCAAAAUUCAGCGCUUGAGUAACAGCCUCCUAAGGUGUCCUGGAAAGGAGUCCUCGGGUGGGCUGCGGAGGUGAUGUCAACAGUUACAGCUACUUUAUGAAUUAAACUGACGGCUAAGGCACAUCGUAACAGUUUACUGUAAGCUGAAUGGUGCAUGGAUGGGGGCUACUUUUAAAGGGAGGUGGGGAGUCAUUGGCGGCAUUUAACAGUAUAUUCUGCGUGUAAUAGUAGUUUGAAAGCUGAAGAAAACCCCUCAAAUCCCACUAAAUGCCCAGUACAUUUGAGAGUGAUUUUAAGGACAAUUUUGAAGGUCGCUGUCUGUUCCUACUCCACUUAGGUGAACCAGCGUGUGAACUCCGGCGCGGGUGUGUUUAGAAUUAUCCACGACUUCAAAUCCAUGCUAUUUAAACUCAUCAAUUCUUUGUGACUUCACGUUGAGAGAAGAAUUUGCCCUGCCUCUCUAUCUGCUAAAUGCCGACUGAGGAGAGAAAAGGGGCCAAGGAGACGAUCUCUUUCAGAAAGAACGUCACUUGAUCAACUCGACUGAGUUAUUAACUUGCUCUCUGAAAGGUCAACAGCGCCUUCCCUUCCCAGCCGCAGGGCGCGGAGAUCAAUCGCUCUACCCCAGGUAGCCUCUUGUUCAGGGCUCAGGAACUCCUAUCUUAAGAUACUUCGGGGGCUCAGAAGCUCUGCCUAUGUGUUCUUUCCAAUAACCCCACCUGUCUGCGUUCAAGCACACUCGUUGCUAGAAAUUUAGCCUAGCCUGAGUUCAGGGAUGGAGAGAAGCGCUAAACAAAGAGACCCCAACCGACCCCUUGGGCCCCUGCCCUGACGUUUUGCAAUUCCCAACCUUCUAGCUAGACAGUCCCCUAAAUCUCAGUGGUCUGAGUGAAAGGGCUUUUUUUUUUUUUUUUUUCUAUUUCAUCAUCCCAUUGACCGAAGCAGAAAAAUUGAGCGAAAUCUACGCCCCUUGUCCUGACUCUUGCCAGAGGAAAGAAGAAAAUCAUCCCGCAGGUCUCUCUCAGCUCCUGGAUGGCGAGCGCAGCUCCCGGAGCCACACUUAGUUCCUUACUGUGAAUCGCUAGUUACCCUCCGUUCUGGGUUCAGGACCAGGGCCCCAGUGACCUCCGUUGCCCAAAGGGACGCGAAAGAAAAGGCGAAUCCAAACGCUGGCUAGAUGAUAGUGAUCAGAAAACCAGGGAUUACCAAACAAGGGGCAGGCGUGUCCCUGCCUCACGGGAGUUGCGGAGGCUGCAAGACCCUUCAGCCUCCUAGAUGCAAAAAGUGAGAGAGAGAGCACAGCCUCAGGCAGUCUGCUCCUAACCUUUCGGAAGACUCAACUUGCAGUCUUUGACUGUCCUCCUUUAUGUCCAUGUUCCAAUCCUCUGGGCUUUCCGCGAAAUAAACAAAAUUGUGGAAAUGAAUGAAUCUGAAUAUCACUUGAGUUGUUUCAAACUCAUUCUCAAGUCACCUUUUCUGUCAUCUGCCAGAGGUUCAGUUUGCGCUUAGUGUCUACGUUCCAGAAAAUUAUAAGGACGUUUCCUUUGCAUCUGUCUGCCUUGCUUGCCGGCAGCGUGCAGAGACGAUAGCUGCAGUUGUUGGUGCAGAGUAUUUUCAUGAUUAGCUUAGUUCUAAAUGGCACCCCAAAACAUAGAUACCCAGAUUCUUAUUCGGCAUUUUUCAGGUUUAUUCACUUUGUGUUGCAAAUAUUUGAAUUAGAAAACGAGAGAACUCCCGCAGCAAAGAUGCACUUCUGUGCUCUCUUGUCAGGUACAGAACACACACUGGGUGAUUAGCCAGAGGGGUAGGCUCCUUUGUUGAUUUAAGGGUUCACCAGGCAAGAUGGAACAAUUAUCUUGUUGCCUCUUCUUAGCCGUCUAUUGUUGACUUAUUUCUGGUAUGCUUCCCUUGUACAAAAUUCGGUCCAAAAAUGAAGAAUAAGUCGUAAGUUAAAAAGGUAAUAAUGGUAAUAGGUCUACUUUAAUUUUACCUGGCUUUGUUAAUAGGUAGUCUGUACCUGACACUCAUAUACAUAAAAGAUGUCAAAAGUGUAUAGCAUAUCAUUUAUGUAUAAUUAUGUAUAUUAUGAUUAUAUGCUAAUGAUGCCACCAUUUAACAUUACAGGAUAAUUCUAUAAAAAACUUGAAGUUCUAUUUUUGAUACAUGUAACACCCUCUUUACAAGAAAAUAGUUGUCAGGCUUUAAAAUGAUAUUCAAGGGUUCUUUUAUCAAAAGAAUAAAAUCUGAAACUUCAUGAACUAAAAUCCUAUCAACCAAGAUAGUGCAUAUGUAGGUUACUUUGGGUUAAUGAUAACAUAAAAUACUCUUGUUUUUGUAACUUUGUGUGCACAAAACACACAUCUUAAAGUUGUGCAUUUAAAUGUGCAUUUACCAGUUAUUCUGAAAUCUUAAGUUGCACUAUUUCAGCAGGAAAUAAAACCCGAAUAAGUCCUAGGUAAUGUGUAAGGAAUAACUAUGAUUUAACUUUUGUAGCUUAACAAUGUUGUGAUAAUCUUUAAAUGUGAUUAUUAACAUACUGAAAUUAAGUAGAUGAUUUUAUCACCUAAUUUAUUAAAAAAAAAGUAAAAACAAGUAUAACAAACUGCUUUACUUUCUAUAAUGUCUAUUUAAGGAUCUAUUACCAAAAUUAGUAAUAAUGGGAUUCAUAUAUGUGUAACAAAUAUGUAGCUGUCACUCUGUUAUUGGAGAGUUCAGUCUAGUUAUAAAUGCAUUGUGCUGUCAUGUGAUAUGUGCCAUCACUUGAAUAUUGCUAAAUUAAUGCUAUGCUAUAUUUUAAGAAUCUCCCUCUUCUUUCCAGAUACAUACACUAGCUCAGGAAGAUCCCUGCCUCUUGAAUAGAAAUAGUAAAUCAGAAACUAUGUCAUCAUCCAUAAAUAGAAUCUUUCUGACUUUCGCUUAAAUAUCAGGACCCAAAUUAUUGUAUAUCUCACUUCAGAAUGUGGCACAAUGUGCUAGUUUGUCUUCUUGGCCCAGUCUUUGGAUUUACUCUAUACUCUCCAUUUUAUAAGCUGCACAAACUAUUGGUGAUAAUGAGAACCACUCUAUAUAGUUUCACUGACUUUGGAGUCUCAUAAAAUGUAUAAAAAAGUAUAAAUCAUAUUUUUUAGGUCUUGAUGAUGUGUUUCUUCCAAUUCUGAAGUGUUAGUAUAGCUGUCCAUAAUGUCACGUGAUGCAUCUCCUCAUUGUCCUAUCCCCGAGCCAUGGCAGAUCUGAUGUCACUUUGGAUAUGCCAUGUGAGGGCAAACAUUUUCUUUUGGGUUAUGCCAUCAAUGGAGAAGAAACAUGAGUAGAGUUCUCAAAGCAGGAAAAUAUAAGGGGAUAGAAAAAAAAUCGCACUUUUGAGUAUAGUAUUGGAGAAAGAAUUGAGUGUGGGUGACUUUAUCAGCCAUCAGAACAAAGAGUGAAAGUAGGUGCUUGACUAAGAUGAGAGAAGUAUUCAGUUUUGAAAACAGAAAGAGAAAGCUUAUUUAGGAAAAGAAAAUACCGGGUAAAUGUCAAGAGGAACAAAAAGAAAUGGGGUGUCAUGCCCCAUUUCAUCCUGAUAGAAUAGGCAGUCAAGGGCAAAACCCAGAUCUGAAACAGGAAAUGGGUGGAAGUAGGGAACAGUAGAUUCAUAAUUAUUUUAACUUGGUAUUUAAAACUUUAAAAUAUGAUUUUAGGGUUUUAUUUAUGAUAGAAAAGCAGCUUAUUUGGCAAUAAUUUUAAAAACUUUUGUUGCGUCUUUAGUCAGAAUGUUCACCUUUGUAAACUACUCACUAUCAGUAGUAAACUGUCAGUACAGAAAAUACAAACUAAAAGUACUAGAAAUAUCAUAAUAUGGAUUUCUCUUUUUAAUUAGUUAGGUUUAUCUAAUAAUAAGAUUCAGGAUUCAGAAAGGAAAAAAGACCAGAUCUGAGAAGGAAUUUUUAAAAAUGGCUUCAAAGUUUUCCAGAGUUUUGUUAGCGAUUGCCCUUUCUGCAGACUUCGUUAUAUCAAAAAGUAUAAUUCAAAUAUUUGCAUUGCUUACACCACAAUAAAAAGGGAAAGAUGUUGUGAAAACACUGCCUCAUGCUCAAAUUUACGCAAAACAACUUGAAAGGCUGCCAGCCACACUGUUGUUAUGUUAGCAGUUCUGACCCGGCUUCACAUGCUCCUAGAUGAGUCCUUCUGAUGUGAGAAGAAUGUAAAUCCAAACCACAAGGGAGUAUUCUUCGCAUCUAUGCACUUGGGAAGAGUUUGGGUGCCCAAAAUGUCAGAAAAGUCAGAUACAGUUGUUCUCUUAGAAUCUAUUCCGGAGGUCACAAGGUCAGAAUGCCUGCACAUGUGCAUAAACCAACAUGCCCAUAAAAGCCUGAUAGGAGGCAGCAGUGCCCCAUAAAAGGUCACACCCAGCCAGAAUCCAGCAGCAUUUGAACAGCGUCUGUUAUGGAGAAGAAAUAUGAGACUGACAGCAGCAACGGCAGCAGCAGAGAAAGAUGGAUUGGGGAUUAAUCAUGGUAAGAUACUGAGCAAAAGAGACAACGAAUUCUGCCAAGCAUGAAUUCUUCUCCACUCACAAGUUUCACAAAAUACACUCUUCAAAGUACAAGCUGGUUGGCCAAGGUCAGGUUGAUCUUUGCUAGGCUAAAAGAAGCAGCUGCUGAGUGUUUCCCAUGGCAGGUGGAGAACACCUAAGGAUUUUUCACUGUU
Molecule: messenger RNA, 6010 nt
Organism: Saimiri boliviensis boliviensis (Bolivian squirrel monkey)
Lineage: Eukaryota; Metazoa; Chordata; Mammalia; Primates; Cebidae
Source: RefSeq, a predicted model, not a curated record